UGAAGCUCCUAUGGAGUAAUUUUUGUCGAUUAGAUAACUAUCAUCCUACGAUGCAAUCUUUAUUUGCUUUUCUCGUCACCGUCUUUUUCCUGUAAUCCUAUCUUAUCUUCCUUAAUCACAAUUUACACAGCAUUGAACUUCUCCAUCGAUUCAGUAUUUUUAUGCUUUCGAUCACCUGUUUUCAUCCAUUUGUGUGUGAAAUGUGUGAAAAUUGCAAUGCCCAGAAUUUCCAGAAUCAAAGACUUUCUUUUACUCCUCUUUGCUCUCCUCAUUUUCCACCUCCUUUUCCUCCUCCACCACCCCUUCACCCUCCUACCACCACUACAGCCACCUCCGACCAUCUCACUUUCCUUCUCCCACCACCUUCUCUUCUCCAUCUCCUCCUCCUCCACCUCCCUCCCCCACCGCACCCCCUACAUCCACCUCUGGUUCUCCCCCAACUCCACCCCAAACACUUACCUUUUUCUGGAUAAGAAUCCCCUGUUCACGCUAUCAUCAACCCUCUCCCUGCCUCCAGUCUUUCUCUCUUCUGACACUUCCCACUUCCCCUACACCUUCCCUAGAGGCAACCCUUCUGCCAUUAGGAUUGCUUACACAGUGAAAGAUGUUUUCACCCUCCUCAAGCCCCCUCCCCAUGUCAGAUGGUUCGUCUUCUGUGAUGAUGAUACCGUGUUUUUUCCCCGUAAUUUGGCGCUUGUUUUGUCUAAAUAUGAUCAUAAUCAGUGGUUUUAUGUUGGGUUUGGCUCAGAAAGUUAUGAGCAGAAUCAGAAAUUUUCUUUUGAUAUGGCCUUUGGAGGUGGAGGAUUUGCAUUGAGUGCACCUUUAGCAAGGGUUUUAGCUGAGGUUUUGGAUUCUUGCUUGACUCGGUACCCUCAUUAUUAUGGGAGUGAUCAGAGGAUUUUUGCUUGCUUGGCUGAGUUGGGAGUUCCUUUAACUCGCGAACCUGGGUUUCAUCAGAUUGAUGUUCGAGGAGAUCUGUUUGGCAUGCUCGCGGCACAUCCAUUAUCGCCUCUUUUGUCACUGCAUCAUAUGGAUGCUGCGGACCCUAUCUUUCCCGGCAUGAACAGGAUUCAGGCUCUGCAGCAUCUUUUCAAAGCUGUGAAUGCUGAUUCUCCAAGGAUUUUGCAGCAAACUGUCUGCUAUGAGCCCUUCAAUUCAUUAACUGUCUCCAUAUCAUGGGGUUUUGCUGUUCAAGUUUUUGAAGGACGUCAGCUCCUUCCAGAUCUUAUCUCAUUGGAGAGAACCUUUAGGCCUUGGGGUAGGACUAGAAGUGUCUAUUCUAGCCAUUUUAUGUUUAACAUAAGAGAAACUCCUAGGGAUCAGUGCAAAAGGCCAGUCGUCUUUUUCAUGGAUAGUGUUGCUUCUAAAGAUAGCAGUGUUUGGACCAACUAUACUAAACAUAAUAUAGGAAGUUGUGUGAGGAUUAAUGCAGUACAGAAACUGGAAACCAUCAGGGUUUUCUCGAAGAUGAUGGACUAUGAUAUUGAGGAGUUGAAGGCACCUCGACGUCAGUGUUGUGACAUUUUAUCACCGAUUGAUGAGACAAUGACUAUUUAUAUUAGAGAAUGCAGAAAUGGUGAAGUCAUUUCCAUGCCAAGAUAGACUUAUCUUAUAACCCAAUUCUGACACGGUGGAAUUGACAAUUUACCUGGAAAGUUAGAAUUAUGUGGUCUUCUCUUCUCAAAAGAAUUCUGUUUCAUAUAUAAGUGCUUUGCCCAGCCCUGAAGGUAAAAGCCACUGUUAGUAGUGACCCUACGAUGUAAGUUGAAAUUUUUCGACAAUUAUGUACUUGCUACUUCAUAACUUGUCAUGCAACGAUAUCGUGGAUGAGGACAUUGGCAAGAUAAACAGCUUUUUGAGGGCACAAAAUCAGUAUGUGCUGUAUUGUCAAAGACCAUCGUUCAUGCUCGGCUAAAAGCUUUCUUAGAUCUACCUGCACAUCUCUAGCAAGUUCAGAUUUUCUCAACUAAAAGAUCGAGCAUAGGCUUCUUCCAUUUUUCAUUUUUCCGCGUUGCUUUGGAUCAUCUCUUUUCCA
Molecule: messenger RNA, 2035 nt
Organism: Coffea arabica (coffee)
Lineage: Eukaryota; Viridiplantae; Streptophyta; Magnoliopsida; Gentianales; Rubiaceae
Source: RefSeq, a predicted model, not a curated record